This is a messenger RNA of Sorex fumeus (smoky shrew), 5336 nucleotides long. It is a transcript of the gene MAGI3, whose product is annotated as membrane associated guanylate kinase, WW and PDZ domain containing 3. NCBI's taxonomy places the organism in Eukaryota, Metazoa, Chordata, Mammalia, Eulipotyphla, Soricidae. Gene Ontology annotation, molecular function: protein binding. Gene Ontology annotation, cellular component: cytoplasm. Gene Ontology annotation, biological process: signal transduction. The transcript has 21 exons. The coding region runs from base 373 to 4794 and encodes 1473 amino acids. The record is from RefSeq and is a predicted model, not a curated record.
GGAGGAGGUUGCGGCGGGUUUGAAAGCAGCAGUUUCCUGGCAGCUCGGGCAGGCGUUGGUCCGGGCUCUCCCGCUCCGCAGCGGCCGCGAUCGAUCCGGCGCCGGGUCUGCGCGCGCUUCUGCGCGCCCGCGCCCGAGCUUUAGCGUCCGGGCGGGCGCCUCGCCUCCCCGCCCCCUGCCUCAGCCUUUCCCGCCGCUCCGGCGCCGAGCCCGGGACCCGCCGCCGGCCGGGACCGCGCCCGAACCCCAGGGUACCGUUCCUGCCCCCGGCAGGCAGCCGGCCGGGCGCGGGCGGGGAGGGGCGUCCGCGGGCGGCGAGCGGGGGGCGGCCCGCGCGGCGCGGGCUCUCCCCAUGGUGCGGCGGGCUCCGGGAUGUCGAAGACGCUGAAGAAGAAGAAGCACUGGCUGAGCAAGGUGCAGGAGUGCGCGGUGUCCUGGGCCGGCGCCGGGGACUGGGGCGCCGAGAUCCGGGGCGGCGCGGAGCGCGGCGAGUUCCCCUACGUGGGGCGGCUCCGCGAGGAGCCCGGCGGGGGCACCUGCUGCGUGGUCUCAGGCAGGGCGCCCGCGCCCGGGGACGUGCUGCUGGAGGUGAACGGGACGCCCGUCAGCGGGCUCACGCACCGGGACACGCUGGCUGUCAUCCGCCACUUCCGCGAGCCUGUCCGCCUCAAGACGGUGAAGCCAGGAAAAGUCAUCAAUAAAGACUUGCGACAUUACCUGAGUCUUCAGUUUCAGAAAGGCUCAAUUGACCACAAACUGCAGCAGGUGAUCAGAGACAAUCUUUACUUGAGAACCAUUCCAUGUACUACCAGGGCUCCCAGGGAUGGCGAAGUACCAGGAGUCGACUAUAACUUUAUUUCUGUUGAACAGUUCAAAGCACUGGAGGAGAGUGGAGCAUUAUUAGAAAGUGGAACAUAUGAUGGGAACUUCUAUGGGACUCCCAAACCUCCAGCAGAGCCCAGCCCUUUCCAGCCUGACCCAGUUGACCAGGUUCUCUUUGAUAAUGAGUUUGACACUGAAUCCCAAAGAAAACGAACUACAUCUGUCAGCAAAAUGGAAAGAAUGGACAGUUCUCUUCCUGAAGAGGAAGAAGAUGAGGACAAGGAAGCUGUUAAUGGUAGUGGAAAUGCAGCAGAAACUAGAGAGAGGCUUUCCGAACCAUCUGACUGGAUGAAGACGAUCCCAAGUUACAACCAAACCAGCAGCUCCAUGGACUUUAGAAAUUAUAUGAUGAGAGAUGAGAAUCUGGAACCACUGCCCCCUAAUUGGGAAAUGGCCUAUACCGACACAGGGAUGAUCUACUUCAUUGACCAUAAUACCAAGACAACCACCUGGCUGGAUCCUCGCCUUUGUAAGAAAGCCAAAGCCCCUGAAGACUGUGAAGACGGAGAACUUCCUUAUGGCUGGGAGAAAAUAGAGGACCCUCAGUAUGGAACGUACUAUGUUGAUCAUCUUAACCAGAAAACCCAAUUUGAAAACCCUGUGGAGGAAGCCAAAAGGAAAAAGCAAUUAGGACAAGCCGAUAUCGGGUCUUCAAAACCAGAUACAGAAAAGUCACACUUCACUCGUGAUCCCUCUCAGCUAAAAGGUGUGCUUGUUCGAGCAUCUUUAAAAAAAAGCACAAUGGGAUUCGGCUUUACCAUCAUCGGCGGGGAUCGGCCUGAUGAGUUUCUGCAGGUGAAGAACGUGCUGAAGGAUGGGCCUGCGGCUCAGGACGGGAAGAUGGCUCCAGGUGAUGUUAUUGUAGAUAUCAAUGGCAGCUGUGUCCUGGGUCACACCCAUGCAGAUGUUGUCCAGAUGUUUCAGUUGGUACCUGUCAAUCAGUAUGUAAACCUCACUCUGUGCCGUGGAUAUCCACUUCCUGAUGACAAUGAAGACACAGUGGCAGACGUUAUCACUGCCACUCCGGCCAUCAAUGGGCAGCCAUUAACCAAGGGAGAGACUUGCAUGAAUACUCAGGAGUGUAAAUCAGGAACAGUGACUCUGGACCAGAAUGGAAAAUCAGGACACACCUUGCUCAGUGAUCGUCUCAAUGGACCAUCAGAUCCCAGCGAGCAGAGAGCAUCCAUGGCCUCCUCAGGGGGUUCCCAGCCUGAGCUUGUGACUAUCCCUCUGGUGAAAGGCCCAAAAGGCUUUGGGUUUGCAAUUGCUGACAGCCCCACUGGACAGAAAGUGAAAAUGAUCUUGGAUAGUCAGUGGUGCCAGGGCCUACAGAAGGGGGAUAUCAUUAAGGAAAUUUACCAUCAAAAUGUGCAGAAUCUGACACACCUCCAGGUGGUAGAGGUGCUGAAGCAGUUCCCAGUGGGUGCAGAUGUGCCGUUGCUGAUCCUGAGAGGAGGUCCUCCUUCACCAACAAAAACUACCAAAAUGAAAACGGAUAAGAAAGAAAAUUCUGGAAGUUUGGAGGCCAUAAAUGAGCCUCUUCCCCAGCCUAUGCCUUUCCCACCCAGCAUUGUCAGAUCAGGAUCCCCCAAACUGGAUCCUUCUGAGGUCUACCUGAAGUCUAAGACUUUAUAUGAAGAUAAACCUCCAAACACCAAAGACCUGGAUGUCUUUCUUCGAAAGCAGGAAUCAGGGUUUGGCUUCAGGGUGCUUGGAGGAGACGGGCCUGACCAGUCUAUAUAUAUCGGCGCCAUCAUUCCUCUGGGGGCCGCUGAGAAGGAUGGUCGGCUGAGAGCGGCAGAUGAGCUGAUGUGCAUUGAUGGGAUUCCUGUCAAGGGGAAAUCCCACAAGCAAGUCCUUGACCUCAUGACGACUGCUGCGCGGAAUGGCCAUGUGCUGCUGACCGUGAGGAGGAAGAUCUUCGCCGCAGAAAAAGCAGCCGAGGAUGAGAGAGCGGCUCCUGUCACAUCAGCACAGAGUGGGUCUCCCCGCCUGGCCCGGCCAGCCCCCCACGAUGCCUACGAUGUGGUCUUGCAACGAAAGGAGAACGAAGGAUUUGGCUUUGUUAUCCUCACCUCUAAGAGCAAGCCCCCUCCCGGAGUUAUUCCUCAUAAAAUCGGCCGAGUCAUAGAAGGAAGUCCUGCGGAUCGCUGUGGCAGGUUGAAAAUCGGCGAUCACAUCUCAGCAGUGAAUGGGCAGUCCAUCGUUGAGCUGUCCCACGACAACAUAGUCCAGCUGAUCAAAGAUGCCGGAGUCAGCGUCACACUGACAGUCAUUCCAGAGGACGAGCAUCACGGUCCAUCAUCAGGAACAAACUCAGCCCGGCAAAGCCCAGCCCUGCCACAUAGGCCUGUGGGACAGUCCCAGGUCAACCACCUACCUGGGGACAGAAGCACCCUAGAAGGUGAUGGUGGAAAAGGCGAUGCCUCAGUGACGUACAGACAUUCGUGGUCCGACCACCGGCAACUUGCACAGCCUGACACAGCGGUGAUCUCGGUGGUGGGCGGCUGGCACGGGCAGAGCCUUGGCUGUUACCCGGUGGAACUGGAGCGAGGCCCCCGGGGCUUUGGAUUCAGCCUCCGAGGCGGGAAGGAGUACAACAUGGGGCUCUUCAUCCUGCGGCUGGCUGAGGAUGGCCCUGCUAUCAAGGAUGGCAGGAUUCAUGUUGGUGACCAGAUUGUUGAAAUCAAUGGAGAACCUACACAAGGCAUCACACAUACACGCGCAAUCGAGCUCAUUCAGGCCGGUGGAAAUAAAGUUCUUCUUCUUUUGAGGCCGGGAACUGGCUUGAUACCUGACCAUGGUGUUUGGGAUAGUAAUCCUUCAUCUCCAAAUGUGAUUUAUGAUGAACAGUCACCAUUUUCCCCAUUUCCACAUUCUGCUUCUACAUAUGAAGAGUCUCAUGUACUAGUAACUGAGGAAUCUUUAACAAGAGUUCAGAUAUGUGAAAAAGCAGAAGAGUUAAAGGACACUGUGCCUGAAAAGAAAAGCACUUUAAAUGAAAAACAGCAUGAUGAAAAGCAUCAGUCUCUUCUCCAGAAAAAUGUGAAUAAAAGGGACUCACCCCACAGUCAUGGGCACAGUGACAAAAAACAUCUCUUACAAGUCGAGAAUAGUCUUACACGUAGAGGUCGAUCUGCUAGUCCCCCAAAUCCAGCCAGUCUCUCUUUGGAGGGUCAUUUAGAAAAGAGUCCCUGUCAGCUCCAAAAUGAGCUGAAAAGAAAACCCAGAGAUAAGUCCCUCAGUCCUAGGAAAGGGGAGAAUAAAAGUUGUGGGGUUGGCACCCACGCAGGUUCUGGACAAGAUCACUGCAGAAAAGGCAGAGGACGUUCUUCAAGCCCCAAGAAGCAGCAAAAAAUGGAAGGAAACAAAGACAGAGCAAAUGCUGACGCCAAAUUCUCAGAGCUCGAGAGGCAAAGAAUGGAGGCCUGCGCCAGUGACAGAGCCGAGCAGGUCCUGGCUAGGAAAGGAAAAGCAGGCGUUAUCGGGAAAGAUGGGAAGCAGAGCCACCCUGGGAAAAACAGGACAAGGUCUCCAGAGAAAAGACCCAAGAGAAUGGAUGAGAAGUCUCUCCCACCCAAAAAGACUAGUGCUGCUACUAGUAGUAGAGCAAUGCCAGAAAAUGAAAAGGGACGGAAAGCAACCUCAGGAGAAAUGAGUUCCAGUAAAGAGAGAACGGGAGAAAAUAUCCAUGUUUCAGAAAAGAAGCUGAGGCAGGAGCCUGAAGGAAAAACGGUGUUAACCCCAACAGAGGCUCACAGAGAAGCCACUGACAAAAAUAGAGAGAGCGGAGGGCUCAAACCAGAAAGCGCUCCCCUGGCUAAGAAAACACAAAUUACCCCUGGGCCCUGGAAGGUGCCAAGUGCAAAUAAAGCGGCUGGCACUGCCGGGGUGACGGAGAAGCGGCUGUGACCUUUAGUGUAAAACAGAAGAAAAGAAAAGAUAAUCUCUCCUUCCUGAAAAGCAGCAUUUUUCCCCCAAAGUGUCUUCUAUUUAAUGGAAAUUCUGAAAUGAAUGUCAGCACAUUUUGAGCUUCAAGUGACCAGGCUGCAUGAAGGGUCUAGGAUUGCUUGAGCCUGGUCUGCCACUGGCCACCUUCCCCACUCGCUAACCUCACGUGCCAGCCUCCGCUGAGGCAGCCUAGCCGUCCCAUGAGCAUCCUGACAACUGACAUCUGUGGAGAGCAACAGUGCGUUCACACUCACUUUGUAUUUGUGCCAAGUUAAUCUACUGUAUCAUGUCGAAUUUACCCUUCUCAGAUAUUCCCACUGUGAUGAAAACAUAGGUUUGGCUUGGAAGCUCAUAUUCUCAAUAGCAUGUUGCAUGUGUACAGAGAGACUGAAUUCGUGCAGGAGACUUCACUCAUCAUUAACCAUGGCAGCUGCCUCUACUGACGAUGGCCCAGGUUAAAAGCUAAAUUUCCAAACAUCACUAUUUAAGGGGGGGGGGGGGGG